Messenger RNA from Boleophthalmus pectinirostris (great blue-spotted mudskipper), 1887 nucleotides. Its product is annotated as myelin-associated glycoprotein-like. The record is from RefSeq and is a predicted model, not a curated record. The transcript has 8 exons. The coding region runs from base 143 to 1678 and encodes 511 amino acids. Lineage: Eukaryota; Metazoa; Chordata; Actinopteri; Gobiiformes; Gobiidae.
GUGUCCACUCUCAACCUUCACUGCUUCUGACCCAAAAGCCAACUUAUCAUGUUCAGCAGUCUACAACAGGGAAGAUGGGACUACUGUUUCAAGUGCUGUUGCAACAGCUCAGAUCACAUGUACCCAGUGUGAUACAUUUUAUAUGUUUCUGCCACAAAGCAUAAAAGCUCUGCAGGGAUCAUGCGUGACAAUACCCUGUUCAUUUCAAGUAAAGGAGGAAUAUAAAACCUAUCUCCACAGUGGAUGUAAAGCUGUAUGGAUAGAUAAUAGUAGCAGUACACUUUUGGAUCCAACACAAGAAACAGGAGAUUUAACCCAGCAAAACUGCACCACAACCUUUCAUGGCAUUGGUCCUCAACACAAUCAAAAACAUUUUCUCAGAGUGGAAUGUAACAAUCUACUGGAGUAUACAUUUAACGAGGCAGGGGUGAAUAUACAAGUCCUAGAAAUCCCAUCCACCCCUACCCUGACUCCGCCCUCUGUGAGUGUGAGUGAGGGGCAGUCAGUGAGUGUGCAGUGCUCUGCUCCUGUCCCGUGUCUGUCUCUCCCUCCCACUCUGACAUGGAGCCCUGUCCUGGGGGACAUUCAGGAGACUCUGCAGGAGCAACCGGACAAGACCUAUGUCAAAGUGUCCACUCUCAACUUCACUGCUUCUGAGCCAAAUACAAAUUUAACAUGCUCUGCAGUCCACAGCAGGGAAAAUGGCACACAUGUGUUGUCUUCUAGUGCACAGAUCACGGUUGAUAUUACAUAUCCAUCAAGAAACACCAGAGUGACAGUGAGUCCCUCUGGUCCAGUGACAGAACACAGUAAUAUUAUAUUAAACUGCAGCAGUGAUGCCAACCCAGCUGUACAGCACUACCACUGGUAUAAAACUGAUGGAGGAACUCACACUCUGAUCGGAAACUCAUCUGUUUUAAACAUGAAAGCCUCCAGAGAUACUACUGCUAUUUUCUGUGUGGCUCAGAAUGAACUUGGGACUGAGAACUCUACUGUCACUCAUUUACACAUCCACUAUCCACCUGGAAACACUAAAAUGACAGUCACCCCCUCUGGUCCAGUGACAGAACACAGUUAUAUUAUGUUAAACUGCAGCAGUGACGCCAACCCAAGUGUCUUCCUCUGGUAUAAAACUGAUGGAGGAACUCACACUCUGAUCGGAAACUCAUCUGUUUUAAACAUAAAAGCCUCCAGAGAUACUACUGCUAUUUUCUUCCCUCCACAGAUCGUGAGCUCUUCAAACUGCUCUGGAGACUCAGUCAAGAUAAGCUGUGUGUGUGAGACUGAGGGGAACCCCAUUCCCCUGAUACAGUGGAGUUUCCCUCAAACAUCCUCCAACCACUUCAUCAGCAGUGAGCCUCUGAGUGACAAAACUCUAAGAAGUGUCCUCACUGUUAUUAAACCUCAGUGGAGAGAUCCAGUCACUUUGGUCUGUCACAGCAACAACUCUGUGGGAUCUGACACACAGACCUUUGAAAUUGUGCAUAACUCUCCUGAAAAGCAGAAUGGACAAGAAGAUGUGGUCACUCCAUUGUUAAUCGCAUCAACUGUCAUUCUGAUGGUGCUGGUGUUGGUGCUUCUCUGUAUGAUCAGAAUCCUGAUUGUUCGGCAUAAUAAGAGUCGUCUAUCUUCUCCAGAGACCAAACAACAGUCACCAGAGGACCAAGAGAAAAAAUGAAUGAAUGAGAUCCGUGGUAGCGUAGAGUAGCUUGGUUUUUUCAUGUGGUCAGUAACCUAUCUCUAAAAAGUAAUCAUAAUAAUAAUCUGUUUUAUUUGCAUUGCACUUUUCUAUACGCUCAAAGAUGCUGCACAGCGUACUACUUUAAAAUACUAAUAAAAAGGCAAAUAGAAGUUAGUAGUAUUGUUAUAGUUAUAGUACUAUGUAAC